Molecule: messenger RNA, 514 nt
Organism: Lycium ferocissimum
Lineage: Eukaryota; Viridiplantae; Streptophyta; Magnoliopsida; Solanales; Solanaceae
Product: replication protein A 14 kDa subunit B-like
Exons: 3
Coding region: 119-484 (121 amino acids)
Biological process (GO): DNA recombination; DNA repair; DNA replication
Cellular component (GO): nucleus
Molecular function (GO): DNA binding
Source: RefSeq, a predicted model, not a curated record
GGAAAUGGCCAAAAUUUAAGGAUAAUAAUUAAAGAAAGUGGCAUUUUCCCGCGAGAAAAAUUUCACAAAAUCACACACUAUUUAAAAAGUAGGGUUUCGAGGUCUAAUAAUUAUCUUCAUGCUUUCAAUAAAAUCAUCAGCUUCGAAAUCUAACCGAGGUAUGGAUACAUCAAAUCCUGCAGUCUUCGUCAAUGCUGAGCUUCUCCGCUUGCAUAUGGGAAGGAGGGUCCGAGCUGUGAUUCAGGUUAUGCGCUCUGAUGGUGGCGGUACAGUGAUUGGGAGAUCUACAGAUGACCAGCAGAUAGUUGUGAAAGGCAAUCCCCCUGGUCCUCUUACAACAUUUGUUGAGGUCAUAGGUAUCGCCGACAGUAACCAAUCUAUCCGUGCUGAAAUAUGGUCCAACUUUGGGGAUACACUAGAUACAUAUAGCUACAACCGUGUUUGCUUGCUGGCAAAUGGUGAUUAUAAACACUUGUUCAUAUGAGUACUCAAAAUCGACAUGGUUUAGUGGAUG